CGAUCCUAGGCUAGAUCCUCAUCAAACAUCAAUAUUUUUGCGAAGAAAGGAGAAGAGAGAGGGAGAAGACCGUGUCUUAGUGACAGUACAGCUUCCAUUCACGAUGUCGGCCAUGGAUAGACCUACCCAUGCUUUGCCGGAAAACCAUGCUCAUGACCCUAGCUCGUACGUGCCCCCAAAGCAGGAUCCGCAAGUUGUGAAGGUGCUGAAUCUGCUUCGCCCUAAAGUCCCAGCUUUCGAUAGGCGAUUCCCGCAGGUCAACGCAACGCGGGCUUGCUGGGCCAACUACACCGACUUCCACAGGUGUACAAAAAAGCUGGGAGAGGGAGCAGAUACGUGCAAGUGGUACGAAGAACAGUACAAGUUCAUGUGCCCUACUGAGUGGGUGGAGCGGUUCGAUGAGCAGCGGGAAGAGGGGCGAUUUCCACUGAAGAUUUGACUGUGAAAACUGUGCAAGUGUGUCCUGUAGCAGCUGCAUUAUUGCUGUAUUGAACCUUGUCCUGCUGUUUGCUCCGGCAGUUGCUGCUGUACUAGCAUUAUUCACUGUGUAUGCUGCUGCACUGUCAGCUGUGCACUGCUGCUAUGUGAUAGUUUAUAACACGACUGUUCAUCACACAGUAGGCUUUUGAUUUGCCGUUACAUGCUAAUAUUAUACCAAUAUCUAAACUAAAGCAAACCGAUGCGGUGUCUGUUCUGAUGUUAGCUUUGUGUGUUGUACGCUAGAAUAAUAUUCUGAGAAGUA
Messenger RNA from Sycon ciliatum, 742 nucleotides. Its product is annotated as cytochrome c oxidase subunit 6B1-like. Gene Ontology annotation, cellular component: mitochondrion; respiratory chain complex IV. The record is from RefSeq and is a predicted model, not a curated record. NCBI's taxonomy places the organism in Eukaryota, Metazoa, Porifera, Calcarea, Leucosolenida, Sycettidae. The transcript has 2 exons. Bases 104 to 439 code for a protein of 111 amino acids.